Botrytis cinerea B05.10 is the source of this 891-nucleotide messenger RNA. RefSeq lists its product as hypothetical. NCBI's taxonomy places the organism in Eukaryota, Fungi, Ascomycota, Leotiomycetes, Helotiales, Sclerotiniaceae. The record is from RefSeq and is a predicted model, not a curated record. The transcript has 3 exons. The coding region runs from base 221 to 505 and encodes 94 amino acids.
ACAUGUGAUGAAGUGAUACGCACAUAACUUCAAAUGUUCGUGAUAGAGGCAUUAAACCCCUAUUUUUGACUACUCUGGCAAGAUGCAAAGAGGUAUAAACUUGAGCGUUUCUCCUUGAAAGCCUUUUUUGAACUCAGAAACUAUCAUUAUUCUUAAACAGCUCCGCCUUCUUGUUAAGUUGUUUAUAUACCACCCCUAGAUACCCCUCCUACUUUUCAACAUGGGCAAAAAUACCAAAAGAGCUGAAGACUUCAUUGACGAAAUUCCAGACUCAAAGUUGACUGGCUUCCCUACAUCUGGAGGAACUAUCUACAAGAACACAGACUUUCGCUUGGACAUGCAGAGCAUGGCCACUGGAGAUCCUAAGAAGCAUAACCUUCAAGUCCAAGUCAGCAAGGAAACGAAGCUAGCGCCUAAAACGGUUGCUAGUCUUCUUGUAUUGCAAGACGACCCUCCUUCCGCGGAGGCGAUCAAACAGGCCUUGAAAGCAAGCGUCAAUAUUUAAAAUAUCACCAAAGACUGUUGGAGAUCAUUUGGGGUUUUUGUAUUCAUAUAAGUUGAGAUACAUGUCGGGUUAACUUCGGUAGUACGCAAGAGUUGCGUACUGUUAUGGUGUAAACAAACAUGGCUGUACACUAAGGGGGAGCUAGUGCAUUUUAACUAGGGAAGGUUCUUGUUGGUACGAGAAGGAUACGGAAGACGUAGCACUCACAUGUUGCGUAGGUCCUGUAUGUCUAAUUGUAUUCUAUCUCAAGCGCUAGCUAUUGUAUUGAAAGUAGUAAGUCUUAUAUAGACUUACCGAAAGAGCUAGUCUCUUUUGUAUUCGCUUAGGGCUUUACUACAGUAGCUAUAUCACAGUAGCCAUUGAAUUGAAGUCAUUCACUUCGUUCA